Triticum turgidum subsp. durum (durum wheat) is the source of this 1140-nucleotide messenger RNA. NCBI's taxonomy places the organism in Eukaryota, Viridiplantae, Streptophyta, Magnoliopsida, Poales, Poaceae. The record is from the annotation of a GenBank genome assembly.
AUGGGUGCGCCGAAGCAGAGGUGGACGUCGGAGGAGGAAGCCGCGCUCAAGGCCGGCGUGGCCAAGCACGGGCCGGGAAAGUGGCGGACCAUCCUCCGCGACACGGACUUCAGCGCCGUCCUGCGCCUCCGAUCCAAUGUUGACCUCAAGGACAAGUGGCGCAACUUGAGUGUUACUGCUGGAGGAUAUGGCUCAAGAGAAAAGGCAAGAAUGGCGUUGAAGCAAGGCAAGCGUGUUCCCAAGGUUAACACUGAACCAAUGGACGUUGAUGCAGAUAAUCUGGACAAUGUUCAUGAUACAGUCAUUGAUGCAAAACCAUUGGCAGUGGUUGUUGAACCCAGCCAGCGUGAAUGCAGUUCAGAGAAGUCAGUUGCUAGGAUGCCUCGGCAUCGUGGGCUGAAAGCCUCAAACGCUGGCCACAACGCCCACUAUGGCUGGCUUUACGACACCUUCCAGUCUAGCCUCCUGACACUCCAGCUCGCGGUGGUACGCUUCGUCCCGGUCCCCACGGGCUUGUACAUGUCCCACGCCGUCUCCCGAAAGCUGCUUAUCGAGUUCGAGCCUUCGAGGUUGUUAUCCUCACCCCCUACACGCAUGCCGUGGUGUAGCAGGGCCUGGGGAGCCCAAGACCAGCUUGAUGAUCUCAUAUUGGAAGCUAUAAAGAAGCUUAAGGAGUCUUCUGGAUCAAAUAAAACGGCCAUCGCUUCAUACAUUGAGGAGCAAUACUGGCCACCUGCUGAUUUUCAACGCUUACUAUCAACAAAAUUGAAGGCACUGGUUGUUACUGGAAAAUUGAUGAAGUCCAACCAAAAAUACAGAAUUGCACCGAGUUCAGUCUCGCUAGGUGGAAGGAGCACCAAGGUGCACUCAACCGAAGACGACAAACAAAAUAUUUGUAUUAGACAACUAACUAAGCCUCAAGUGGAUGCUGAACUCGAUAUGAUGACACACAUGAAUAAGGAAGAGGCAGCAGCAUUUGCUGCCAAGGCAGUUGCUGAGGCAGAAGUUGCCAAUGCGGAGGCCGAAGAAGCAGCAAGGGCUGCAGAAGCUGCAGAAGCUGAGGCUGAAGCUGCAAAGGCUUUUCUCGAUGCCGUCAUGUUGACUGUGCAAAACAAAAAUGCUGCCUCUGCGGUACAUUGA